This is a messenger RNA of Brugia pahangi, 1212 nucleotides long. Lineage: Eukaryota; Metazoa; Nematoda; Chromadorea; Rhabditida; Onchocercidae. The record is from the annotation of a GenBank genome assembly.
AUGCGUAUUUUUAACGUAGAUCGCAUCCAUCCCACAGUUUUUCACCGUAGUGUUCUUGCCGUUAACAGGAAUACUCAAACGGACUGGUGCCGGAUGAAUCGACAGGUUCAAAUGAGUGUGACAAUGCGACACGUUGCCAUACAAAAUAAGAAGACACAGGUAAAGGAAAAGGCAAAACAUGUCACAAUGAAGGAUGCAGCCGUUCAACUUUCUAAAAGAAUUUCUCGGCAACAGUUGACAGAAAUAAUUGCUGAAAUAAUUAGCCAUGCUUUGGCUGUCAACGAAAAGAACCGACAAUUAGGAAAAAAUUCUGACAAUAAGCUAUCAGUUGCUGGUAAGAAUUCAAAUCAAUUCAGUAGUCCAUUGAGAAAGCGAAAUAAUCUAUCGAAGAAACCAAUGAAGAAAAGUACGGAGUGCUUCAAUAAAGCUAAAUGUCAAAGGUUACCUAUGAAAUUGCCUAAUUUAAUCGAUGAUUGUGCAAAAUUGAGUAUAGAAAGAUUUUGCAACAAGCCAAGAAUUACGAAUGGAUCAAAUAAAUCUCGAAGUCAGUGUUAUGCAAAUAUUUUCUGUAAUCGAUCAAAUAGUUAUAAUUCUAUUUGUCAGCAACAACUGUUACGUAAAUUAGAUCAGUUAAUUACUAAACAAAUAAUGCAACAAAAGAUGCAUGCGAAAAAAUCUAAUAAACUAAGCGAUGCAUCCAAAAAUUCGAAGCGGAAAAUGGAACGAUUGUAUCAAAUGUCCGCUAUUCCAUCACAUCGAUCAGAUAAACGAUCGAUCAGUGCCAGAUUAUCAUUUAUAAACAAAAAUAUUUCUAACGUUUCAAUGUUAAAUAAUUGUGGGUCUUUAACAAAAUCAACAAAUCAAAAUUUAAUACAAAAAUCGAUUAACAACAAAAGCAGUGACAAAAAUAGCAAUUGCUCUAAUCCGAAAGCAACUAUAAGUGAAUAUAAUUCCGGUUCAACUGCAAGACAAUCAAUUGGAAAAUUAAAAAAAAAUUUGACAACCAAAAGACGAAGAAAUUCUAGCCAUGCAAUCAAAAGUGAAAGUGAUCCGGAAAGAUUAUCGGGUAUCAGUAGUGAUAUUGAUUAUAACGAUGAAAACAGCAAUGCUGAAAACGAUAAUGGGAAGAGUUCGACAGCUCGAACAGUCAGCAGUGAAUUUUCAAAUUCAAAUGAAAUUUCGCCAAUUACUGAACUUCAUUCUAUCAAAUGA